AAAGCUUAUCCUGUACAUACUAACUCGGCUACCCCCUAAAGCUUUUCCUAUUAAGUUCCUGAGUCAUUAGAAAUAAAGUCUUUACAAUAUUGUAAGCUAUUUAUACAAGGCAUUUAGUAUUUCUCCAGUACAAAUGAGAAAGCACCUGAGUAAGGAGGAUGUAUUUAUCCCCUGAAGUGUUUUGAGUCCUCCCCCUCUCCUCCCAAUCAGAAGUCGGGUAGGGGAGGGUUGAAUAGGUGUCCAGGCUCUCAGCUACCCAGUUCGAGGAAUCAUCUGAGAGCCUGACGGGAUCUGCACAGGAAUCAGUCAUUCUAACACAGGCACAGCUCUUCCACUCCCACACUAGGAGCAGCAGCAGCAGCUGACACAGCUGGAAAACAUACAUUAUUCUGCUCCUUGGGGACAGACUCAUCAGCUAACUACAAGUUCUCCAGCCACAACGCUUCCCUGGAGAGAGCGGAGCAGCAUUUCGUUUCAACGCUUCCUAACUGUUUCCAACCUACAGUUUUUCCCAAGGAGAAGUCGAUGAGGAGGAAAGCAAGGAGCUGCUGAAAGAAGAGAUCAGUUCUCAGAUGACUUUCCAAGGUCUGGUUUUGAGUGUGGUCUCUAUCGUGCUGUGCAGGGCGGAAGUGGACACAGUGACGCAGAGAAAAGUGGUGGAGGUGGGUGGCAAUGUGACUUUGAGCUGCCUCCUGACGGGAUCACGUGAAAUUCUGCAAGUUACAUGGCAGAAGAAAAAUAACAAUAACAAUGAAAAUUUGGCCACGUACAGUUUACAACGAGGAGUAAAUGUUGUUGACAAAUACCGAGGUCGAUUAAAUUUCACACGUCUGUCACUGAAUGAUACGGCCAUCACCUUCUGGCGAGUUAGAAUCCAGGAUGAUGGGUGUUAUAAAUGCCUCUUUAAUACCUAUCCUUUAGGACCCAUCCCACAAGACACCUGCUUGACCGUCUAUGAGGAGCUUAGAGGAUCUCUUCAUUAUACCGUCUCUGAAGGUAACUUGACAGCAACCUGUUUAGCCAGUGCCUGGCCUCGUCCUGUGAUCACCUGGAUUGUGCCAAAUGCUGAGGGUACGACGGAGGAGGUCCAGCACGCCAAUGGAACAAUAUCAGUCAUCAGCAAACUCUACGUCAACAGUUCUACAAGCCUGCUCGGGCAAGAGCUGAUUUGCAGAGUACAGCAUAUGGAGAAAAACAAAGACUACAGUGUGAAAGUGAAAAGGGGUCAGUCAGGAGUUUUCAGUUCCUUGGUUGGUGACUGCAGUGGCUCUCGCCCUACUUUUCAUUGUGGUGGUUCUGGCUGUGGUGUGCUGCAGAAGACAAAGGAAAAAGCAAAGUGGUGCAGAGCACACACAGUCUUCCUAGGAUCCCAUGAAGAAUGGGAAACAACUCCCUCUACCCAAUUUACACAGUAUCAUCCUCUAAAUCCCAGCACUUUGAAACAAGGUGGACAAGAGGGAGUCUCAGUGCCAGCUGAUUCUGGCCUUCAUUGGUCUGUGCAGGCUUUGCACGUUCUCGCUGCAAAAACCACUUCUUUAUAACAAGUGCAGAAUCUAGAGCAUCUUAAUCUGUCUCCUGGAUCAUUCCUUUGCAAACCUGAUUCAACAUUUGGAGCAGUGACCUGGCGUGGUCUGAAAGUAACAUCAAGAAAAGGGAAGUGUGAGCCAACCUAGACUCAAUCGUAGGAUAUAAAAAACCUGAUACCAGCUUCAGACAUAUAAGGGACAAACCUAAUGUCUAGUUGAACAGAGACAGAUGACGAUUAUCUAACUGCUUCUUCCCUCCUAUCUAGCUGAUCAGGUUUCUCAGUAAUGAAUGUAUGAUGGAUCUGGAUAAUCUGUCCAUGAAAUUCAUUCAUAAGACUGGUUGUUGUUUCCCUUCCUUCCAUUCCUCCCCUUGCUGUUGAUCUACAACAGGGAUCCAGCUGGGAAAGAGCUAUAGGAUUUCAAGACAAAAUUAGAAAGAGCAGCCAUCGCAAAGUUAAAAAAUAAAGUAUCUUAAGGAUUAAAAACAAACAGAAUAAGUUAUUUCCAAAGUGAGAAAAUGAGGAGAAGAAAGGAGGAAUUAAAAUAAAAUCCCAAAAUAGGAGUACCGACGUUUCUCAUUGCUCCUUUUUCAUUCUGUUUCCACCCAUCAUGUCUCUUCUUGUAUUUUUAGAAAUUCCAGCUAGUGUUCUAAUUUACUGCCUGCUAAAUGACCAGUAUGUUUGGACUAGUCCUUACAAUGGCUUCCUUGGGUGCCUGUGUGCUAUUGGGCUAGAUCUCUCUACUUUGCAUUUGCAGAUUUGUUUAUACAGAAUAACUAAAUGCUUUUGUAUAGGGCAAGUACUCCUCACCUAUGGGUUACGUCUACACUACGAACCUCUUCUGCAAGAAGAAAUGCAAAUGGAAUGCUCACUUGCAUAUGUCGCACUCUCAUUUGCAUUUCCUCCUCGGAUCCCUUUUGCACAAAAGGCUUUUGUGCAGCUUUUUUUUGCACAAAAAUCUCUUGCGCAAAAGGGAUCUGAGGAGGAAAUGCACGAGAGUGUGACAUAUGCAAAUGAGUGUUCCAUUUGCAUUUCCUGUUGCGGAAGAGGCUUGUAGUGUAGACAUAGCCUGUAGGUAACAUCCAACUUGUUAAUAUUACAUCACACAGCACGCUCUGACCUGCCUUAUGGCUGUGCCUAGUGUGAAUUCAACAACAUUAAUGUAAAAGUGUACCUAAAAUAGAUUUUCCAUAUGUCAUGCCCUUUAGAUAAGCUCAGCAUGCACCAUCACUACCAACUGAGAUCCAGUAUUCAUUUCAACACCCUUUGUUUCAUUCAUCUGCACACAUUUCAUUUGAUUUAAAAGUUUCUAGUUUGGGUCUCAGCCCGAUCUUUGUUUCUUCUUUGUUCAUUCAACUACUUUGACCAUUUUUGAGUUGUACAAAUGAGAAAAAUACAUUUCUGCUCAGAACUUCUUAUCAGAAAUUUUAUGCUGGGGCUAGCAGCCAUGAAUCUGGCUUGGUCUGCAGGGCUAGCUGAGUAUUAACAAUGUAAGCCACAUUGGAAGAAAAAUGGAAGUGAUGGCAAUUUAAAAUUGAUCACCUUAUCCAUCAUGAACAUUAGGAUUUUUCUAACGUUAAGGCAUUUUAGAAUUUGUUUUAAGAUUAUUCAGGUUCAGCAUAUUCCAGCCUAGUCAUUUAAACUUGGUUAAGGAGGGCUGAUCUUAGCAGGGGCAUGUUAAAGGAAAAGUGGCACAUUCCAAGCUUUUCUCUCUAAAGAGGUCAAGUUAAAGAAAAGGUCAAGCGCUGAAGAAACUGAACAUCUCAAAAUAUUUCCCCAAAGAUGUGCAUGGUUCUUUGUUAUUUUUGCAUUGGGUUUUAUGCAUGUGUGUUCAUGGUGGACCUAAUCCAUCAAAAUUCUUAAGCAUGUACUUAAUUUUAAGCAUGCAAAUAAUCCCACUGAACUCACUGGGACUACUAUGUGCUUACAGAUAAGUAGUCUUCAGGAUCUUUUUUAACGACUGAUUACUUUCCCAUUUUCCACACUCCUGCCCUAGUCUAUCUGUUUUUCUUUCUUACCAAUCUGGUUUUUAACAGCUUUUCUAUAACAAUAAUCACAAGCCAAUUGCAGGUCUCACCCAUGACAGACAUAACUUCCUGUUCUUAUAAAAACAGUAGCUCUUUGUAGUAUAUUGAGAGGAAGUGAGACAGACAAGAUAGAUGAGGUAAAAUCUUUUAUUGAACCACCUUCUGUUAAUGAGAGAGACGAGCUUUUGAGUAUACAUACAGAGCUCUUUUUCAGGUCCUGAAAUUUUUCUAUAUGAUUAAAAGUUUCUCUCUCACCCAACUACAGAAGAUGGUUGAAUAAAAGGUAUUAUCUCAUUCAUCUUGUCUUCCAUUAUCCUGGGAAAACCUUCCCUGCCUCGCCUCUUCCUGCCCCAAUCCACUCUACUUGCUUCCAUUUGUACCCCUUGCCCAAAGCCCCUUCCCUGAGUUACGUGAGCCAGAGGAUUACUGACAAAUGUAGUAGGCUUCAUUUUAUAGCUUUGUUUUAUGUAGUUAUUUGGAUUUUCUUUCAUGAGCUUUGUUUUAGAGCAACUGCUCUCAUGGAGGUUGGUCCAUCAAUGGCUAUUAGCCAGAAUGGGUAGAAAUGGUGUCCCUAGCGUCUGCUUGUCAGAGGCUGGAAAUGGAUGACAGGAGAGGGAUCAAGUGAGGAUUACCUGUUCUCUUCAUUCCCUCUGGGGCAUCUGGUAUUGGCCACUGAACACAGACAGGAUACUGGGCUAGAUGGACCUUUGUUCUGACCUAGUAUAACCAUUCUUAUGUAAAUUUUUUCCUAAAAAACCUUUUCAUGAAUUCUUAUGUUCUAAUAUAACUUCAAGCUAUUAAAAUAUAUUUUGUAUUAGGUAUUAUAAGUUUGUUCAAUAUUAUUUAAAAAUUGUUUGUUAACUUGGUAAGUCUGUAAAAAAUCCUGCUUGUGCCUUUGUAAGAGAAAUUGCUUUCUCUGAAGUGAACUGUCCUUUGUGUAAGUCAAGGAUGUGGGAAGACAAGAAGGAUAAGACUCCAGCACCAGGUGGCCAGAAUGGUUAACAAGGAGAUGUGAACUUACGCAUUGGUCAAAUUCAGGAUGGCCAAAAAAGGGCAAAACUGAUUACUCUAAAGGAAAAGGCAUGAAACAAACCAGCUGCAGUCACUCUGGGGAUCUGAUGGAGCAUAACAAUGGAAGCAGCCUUGAGGUAAACACCAACCAACAAUUAGAUGACUCCAGCAUGACACUGCAAAACCCAGAGACUAAAGUUGGGACUUACAACCAUAAUAGCAGGAUGUGUAGCCAUGAAGUUUUAGGGUAGUCCUGUGAAGACCAUUUCGGAGCACCAGACCACACCUGACAGAACCCGGCGCCAUCCUUGAAACCAGCUUAGUUGGUCAGUAAUACUGGUAACUAUGACACCAGUUAUGGUACCGGAAGUAUCCCAAAAUAGCAACGCUGUGUCUUUAAAUGCUCCCGCUAUUUCCCAAAAUAGCGGGCGCACUGUUCCGGCGGCCCUGUAACCCUCAUUCCACAAAGGUUAAGGGAUUCGUCAGAUUAGUGCCUUAUUUUGAAAUUUGGCACUAUCCACACAGUGCCAAAUUUCAAAAUAAGCUCUUUCAACCUAGACACGGAAUAAGCUAUGCCAUUUGCACUUAGUAAAUUGCGUAGUUUAUUCCAACAGAAGGGUGCUGUGUAGAUGCACCCUGUGUGUGUGUGAAUGCAUAUACUGAUUUGUAUCUGUAGCUGCAAUAAAGGUGGCAUAUUGCCUUCCCCCCGGAAAGAGAUGCCAUGUGCUUCUUAUAAGCAUAACGCCAGAGGGUCUAGCGUGAGGUGGCAGCAGGGGUUGGCCCCCCCCACAUUCACUCACCAUGACAGCAGAGGCUGGAGCAGCCCAUCAGCCUGCUCCACCCUGCCACCCAUCCCUCUAGCCAGGUCACUCUGCUUCACCACAGCGACAGGAAGUAGCAAUCCCCAGCCCACUCCCCUUUGCUCCCCCAAUCCCUGCAUCAUACAGGGCAGCAUUUUGGGGCUGAAGCCAGAGUUACCUACUUUCCACUGCCAUGUGAGUGUUGCAAGGAAGGCCUGACACCUGCUGCUGCCCUGGCACUAGGCCCUCAUGCCCUCCCCUCCCCCCCCCCGAUAAUCUCCCAGGCCUCCCUGGGUCCCGCUGCCAUAGCUAAAAUGGGGGACCAUCUUAUGGUCCAUAGGAUAGUAGAGGCAGCUGCUGCAGGGCCCCCCAAAGCAUGGGACCUGGAGUAGCUGUCCAAAAUGUCCAAUGGGCAGGAUGUCUCUGGUAUCACUAAUGCAUCUGCUAACACUAUAUACACAUUCCUGUUACCUGACAGCUGGGCUCCUCUGACUCCAAGGCCAGGUCUCAUGCAUUAUUAGGGUCAUUAAACAGCCCUCUGUUUACUGUUAUGUCUCAAUGAAUAUUGCAGCUACUUCUUCUGUUUUGUCUGCAUAUUUAUUAAAUCAAUAGGACACACUUAGCAGCUGAGAUUCUUGAGACUAAAGUAAUUGUUUCAGAUUCAAAGUUCAAAUCCAUAGGUGGGAGGAAAGGCAUCUCUUCAAGGGAGCAGUGUUAAUUUCCCAGAGCUGCAGCUGUUUCAAUACUAUGAUACGUGUAGUUUUAUGUGCAUUAAUGUGUAUUUAUCUGUGUGUCUGUAAGGAUAUGAGAGAGAGUUGUUGACAGUUAUUAUUGUGCUAGGGACUUUGUUAUUGCUGCUUCAUGAUUCUUUCAUCUAAAGCUACCUCUCUUACUAAUGCAUUAACUCUGUUUAUUCAUCAUAGUAUUCUAGCUAUGUUGAAAAGAGACCAAAUAAAAAGCUAUAUUGAAAAUUAAA
Molecule: messenger RNA, 6339 nt
Organism: Pelodiscus sinensis (Chinese soft-shelled turtle)
Lineage: Eukaryota; Metazoa; Chordata; Testudines; Trionychidae
Source: RefSeq, a predicted model, not a curated record